AUGUUGUCGAGAGCAGUAAUCCGCUCCUUGCAAACAGCAGGGUUAAGAGCGCCUCCUACGACUUUCCGAAUAGCCUCGUCGACAAUAUGGACUCGGUCAAUGGCACGGAAUAACAGGACCAAUCAUGGUCAAAGAAAGCCGAUAGAUUACUCACGGCCUCCAGGAGCACCUCAGCCAUCACGACCGGAAGGGGCUGGUGCAGCAUUUACAUCACCGCAGCAAGGUGAAAGGAGUAGUGAUAAGUCAGGAAGGCCUGAUUAUUCCAAGAGCCAGGAUAAAUUCAGCAACGAUGCCAGACCAGAGCGCAACUGGCCACAGCCAGGAGAUCAGGGAGCUGCCAAAGACAAUGUGCGGAAUAGUGGUGGAGCCAAAGAGUUUUCGCCAAAGCAGGACGAGUUCAAGGCCACUGCUUCACCCUCGGAAAACACAGCUCCUCAAUCUUCCUCCCCAUCUUCCAUUGACCCUGCAGAGGCACAGUCAAAGAUUAGGUCUCUGCCAGACUUGACACAAGGCAUCCCAUCGACGUUAGAGUUCGAGACCGCUGGCGCAACUAAACCAACUGCAUCACCACUGAACUUGACUGAAGCGGAUGAGCCAGGGCAGGCACCAGGUGGGGGUAGGGGUCGCGGAGAGCUCCCAGCAUCAGCAUAUAUCUCUUCCUCAGAGCGGAAACGAUUAAAGUUUGCAAACUACAUGUACGCCAUGUUUGCAGGUCUGUCAGUCAGUGGGACAAUAUAUCUGGGCAGGAAUUGGGAAUCAGAACAGGAAGAGAAAAUGCACCCAGACGCCCCAUCGGGCUGGGCUUUGGGAUUGAUGUGGAACCGUGCAAAAGCUCGGUUGGGUGACCAGCUGAACUAUUACAAUGAGCCCGCUUUCCGAAAGCUUCUGCCAGAUCCAGAUCCAAUCUUCGAGCGGCCAUAUACCUUAAUCGUCAGCCUCGAAGACUUAUUGAUCCAUAGCGAGUGGUCGAGAGAGCAUGGGUGGAGAAUGGCAAAAAGACCCGGAGUGGAUUAUUUCUUGCGAUAUCUAAGCCAAUAUUACGAACUGGUUAUCUUCACAAGUCAGCCAUGGGCCAUUGCAGAGCCCGUCAUUCGAAAAUUGGAUCCGUACCACAUCGUCACCUGGCCCUUGUUCCGAGAGGCAACACUCUACGAGAAUGGCGAAUAUGUCAAGGAUUUAUCAUAUCUAAACCGUGACCUAUCAAAAGUAAUCAUGAUCGAUACCAAGUCGGCACACGCCAAGAAACAACCCGAAAAUGCCAUAAUACUCAAACCAUGGGAAGGCGACGUCAAGGAUACAGAACUCGUCUCCCUCAUCCCCUUCCUCGAAUACAUCCACACCAUGGCCUACACUGACGUUCGCAAAGCGAUCAAGUCGUUUGAAGGAACCCACAUUCCGACCGAGUUUGCAAAACGCGAAGCAGUGGCACGAAAGAAGUUCCAAGAGCAGUUGGACGAGGAAAAGCGGAAGAAACCCAAACACUCCGGUGUCGGUUUUUUGGGUAACGCAUUGGGUAUCAAGCAUCAAAAUAUGAUGAUGGAUCCUAACGAGCAAACACCAUCUGAAGCCUUCGCCCAGGGGAAGAUGUUGCAAGACCAAGCAAGAGAGCGAGGGCAAAGAAACUACGAGACCCUGGAGAGAGAGAUCCGAGAAAAUGGCGAGAAGUGGUUGAAGGAAGAGGCAGCACUGGAAGAGAAAGCCAAGGAAGAUGCCACCAAAGCCAUGAAGUCAGGCUUCACAGGUUGGUUUGGCGGCGGAAAAUGA
Messenger RNA from Hyaloscypha bicolor E, 1764 nucleotides. RefSeq names its product NIF-domain-containing protein. Gene Ontology annotation, molecular function: phosphoprotein phosphatase activity. The record is from RefSeq and is a predicted model, not a curated record. NCBI's taxonomy places the organism in Eukaryota, Fungi, Ascomycota, Leotiomycetes, Helotiales, Hyaloscyphaceae. The transcript is spliced from 2 exons. Bases 1 to 1764 code for a protein of 587 amino acids.